Aspergillus heteromorphus CBS 117.55 is the source of this 1895-nucleotide messenger RNA. RefSeq names its product alpha/beta-hydrolase. The record is from RefSeq and is a predicted model, not a curated record. Bases 66 to 1637 code for a protein of 523 amino acids. The transcript has 6 exons. Lineage: Eukaryota; Fungi; Ascomycota; Eurotiomycetes; Eurotiales; Aspergillaceae.
GGCUUGAGUGAGAGGACAGAGCUACAACACAGGACAAGAUACACAGGAUAGAGAGCAUCUUCACCAUGAAGCUCCUCGGAUCUCUCUUGCUGGGGGCGCCUCUCGCCCUGGCUCUAUACGAGCCCCCCUACUAUGCCAACCUGACCUGGGAGCCCCCGCGCACCCUGUCCAACUGGUCCAACCUGACCGUCGAGACCCAGACGGGCACCUUCAUCGGCUUCCUGAACGAUACCUUCCCCAACGUGCGCCAGUUCCUGCACGUUCCGUAUGCCAAGCCUCCCACCGGAGACCUGCGCUGGAUGCCGCCGCAGAAGCUGGAUCCGUCUAGCCGCAAGUACGACUCCACCCGAUAUGGACCGGGAUGCCCCCAGUAUGUGACCGCGCCAACCUCCAUGUGGAAUGAGUAUGCGCCGUCCAACUUGCUGCUCAGUCUGGGCGAGGACCUCAACCAGGGCUCCGUGGCGUGGUCGACCUCCGAGGACUGCCUCUCGCUGGCCGUCUGGACCCCUGCGUAUGCCAACCGCACCUCCAAGCUCCCCGUCGCGCUGUUUGUGACUGGUGGAGGAGGCAUCACCGGGGGCAUCGAUAUCCCCUCGCAGCUGCCCCCGCCGUGGGUUUCGCGCUCGCAGGAGCACAUCGUGGUGACCAUCAACUACCGCAGCAACAUCUUUGGCAACCCGAAAUCCCGCGCCCUCAAGGAAACCUCGCUGACCCUGCUGGACGUGCGGGCGGCGGUCGAAUGGGUGAAGGAAAACAUCGAAGCAUUCGGCGGUGAUGACGAGAACAUUAUGCUCUGGGGCCAAUCGCAAGGUGCCGCCCUGACGCACCUGUACACCCUCGCCUUCCCCGACGACCCGCUGGCCGUCAAGUUCGGCGUCAUCUCGCAGCCCCCCUCCGUGACCAUCGACCUGGACACCGCGGGCGACGUGUACGAGGACUUCGACAUCGUCGCCAAGGCGCUGGGCUGCAACUAUGGCGACGAUGCUGAGGCUGAGCUCGAGUGCAUGCGCCUGGUCUCCUGGGUGCAGAUCGAGGAGUACAUCAACCGCUACUCGGGGUCGCCGUCCAUCGCCUUCACCAACUAUAUCCCCGACGAGAAAUACAUCUUCUCCAACGAAUCCGAGCGCUACGCCACCGGACAGGUCGCCCGCGGACCCUCCAUUCGCUCUGACGCGGCCCGCGAGGAUGCCUCGGACAACACCACCUCCGUGAUGAUCAGCGAAGGCGAAUGGGACUGCCGGGCCGCGAUGGAUACUGCCCUGCGUCGGUCCAUCGGGCUGGACACGUACCGCUACUUCUGGGGGGGCAACUUCUCCAACAUCAGCCCCGUCGGCUGGCUCGGGGCCUACCACUGGUCCGACCUGCUGCUGAUCUUCGGCACGUACCGCGACCAGGCGGGCGAUAUUCCCCAGCUGGAGGUGGACACCUCCGAGUCCAUGCAGGAUCACUUCCUGGCGUUCUUGAAGGAUCCCAACACGGUCAACACCACCGUGGGCUGGCCUGCCUUCGAUCCCGAGGGCCCGAACGGGGGCGAGAUCCUCGAGUUCGGCAAGGGGGAUCCGGUGCACACCAUCACGGGCGACUGGCUGGAUGGGGGGUGCUACAACUCGUCCAUUCCUUUCCGCAUCUGGGGUUGAUCUGACCCUGGUGACGAGUAUUGUCUGCUUCCAAUUCUGUGCAUGAAUCAUGACUACACGUUAUCCCUUCUCGUGACACCCUCCCGAGCAAUAAUCAACAUUAUGUCCUAUACUCUGUAUCAUCCUAUCAAAUCCAGUCUCAAUUCUCAUUAAGCGUACCAGAUCCCAUCUCCCAUACCCCAUGUCCCAUAAUCGGUUCAAUACCUCGGCUCCGCGUCCCUGGGAAUCCCCAACAAAUCCCCCACAGCCCUCCCCUCC